Serinus canaria (Common canary) is the source of this 632-nucleotide messenger RNA. Its product is annotated as cytochrome c oxidase assembly factor 5. Gene Ontology annotation, biological process: mitochondrial respiratory chain complex IV assembly. Lineage: Eukaryota; Metazoa; Chordata; Aves; Passeriformes; Fringillidae. The record is from RefSeq and is a predicted model, not a curated record. The coding region runs from base 42 to 269 and encodes 75 amino acids. Gene Ontology annotation, cellular component: mitochondrion. The transcript has 3 exons.
CGGGGCGGGUGGCAGCGGGGCGUAGCGCCGGGCUCUCCGCCAUGCCCAAGUACUACGAGGAUAAGGAGGAGGACGGGCGCGCCUGCAGCGGCGUGAGGGAGGACCUGCGGCAGUGCCUGCUGGAGAGCCCCUGCGUCCUGCAGGAAAACAAAAGCCCUAAACAAUGCUUGAGGGAAGGACACUGUAGGAGUUUGCAAGUGACAUUCUUUGCAUGCAAAAGAUCAAUGUUGGAUACCAGGGCAAGAUUCAGAGGAAGGAAGGGAUACUGAAGUCCUCAUCAAGAGAUCUCGCCAUGGAAAUUUGGAGUUCAUCAGCACUGUACACAAAACAGACUAAAAUAAGAAGAUGGUACCUGCUGCAUCCUUUCAUGCAGUGUUUUCAUGGAAGGUAUCUAUAUUCCAACAGAUUGACCUGGAUGUGCAUUUAAAUGUUAAAAAGAAGGCAAGCAUAAAGCUACAAGUUCUGGCCAAAAUUAUUAUCUGUCAUGUACUUGGAAUAAAAAUUUGAAAUCCAGAACAAGCUGCAGAAGUUGCAAUUCUGUUUUGAAGUAAAGUUGCCAUUUGUGACUCUACUGUAAAUUCUGAUUAUGUUUUACUAUUAGAAAUAAUAAAAGGCAUGGAACUGGGAGUUCA